This is a messenger RNA of Amphiprion ocellaris (clown anemonefish), 11673 nucleotides long. RefSeq names its product E1A binding protein p300 b (gene ep300b). Bases 1868 to 10351 code for a protein of 2827 amino acids. Lineage: Eukaryota; Metazoa; Chordata; Actinopteri; Pomacentridae. The record is from RefSeq and is a predicted model, not a curated record. The transcript is spliced from 30 exons. Gene Ontology annotation, cellular component: histone acetyltransferase complex; transcription regulator complex; nucleus. Gene Ontology annotation, biological process: positive regulation of transcription by RNA polymerase II. Gene Ontology annotation, molecular function: histone acetyltransferase activity; transcription coactivator activity; protein binding.
UAGAAACAACAAGCCGCCAUUUUGUUUGUGCGGACAGACUGUCAGAAACAGGAGGAGAUAACCGAGAGAAGGAGCGAUUCCGGCUACCGACGGCAGCCGCUCCGGGAACCGCCGGGGGAAGAAAGAGUGGCCGAACCGUGGCCGUGUUUUCGGGGGAGAGGAACCAUCACGACGAAGAUAAGACGUCCGCGGAGGGAAAAAGCGACUCGGUGACAUAUUUAUAUAUGUGCAUGAGAAGGAAAUACUUCGAAAAAUCCAAGGAAGGGGGUGUUUUACGGAGCGGAGACGGGGAGGAGGAGAGGCGGAAGAGGGCUGUGUGCUAUAACCGAGGAAAAGAGCUGCGAGUACGGGGAAAACAGCAACAUGAAAAAUCAGUAUGUGUCCGUCGCGGAGGAAGGAAAGAGCCCGCAUAGACAAUUAUAUAAAUAAAUUGCUGCCGGGCAGAAGGGAGAGGUGGAAAGAAAGACGGGUUUAAAGAGAAGGGGGAAAAUUGCCAGGAUCAACACGAAGGGGGGCAUUCACCAUCACAAAGAGUCAACGAAAGGAUUUUGUCAGCCCCAAAAUAUUUUACAAGGGGGGGUGUCAACAUUUAUUGUGCCGAGCAGAAGCUUCCGAAAAGAGCCAUAAUUUCUCCACCGUCAAUUUCUCCUCUCAUAUUCGCCCGUCGCUCGUUAGCCGUGCUCCUGCUUUUGGUUCCUUUUCUCGUUUGCAUGGCCAAGACACCUUCCGAGCGGCGAAAAAAACGUUUAUUUUCUCGAGCAUAUCUGCGCCGCUGCUUUUCAUCAUCUGAGCUUUUCAAAACCGGGCGAGAAGGAGAAGAAGCAAGAGGAGGAACCUCUUUCUGCAAAAUAGAACUAAUUGGAUCAAUCUGACUGCCCGCUGAUUGGCAAUUUGCACUGAUUGCCCUCAAGAAGUGGAAAAAAAGAGGAAAAAAUCUGCAUGCAUGCGAAGAGACUGCACAAGAGCAGAGAUUUUUUAUUUUUUUGGUUAUAGACAUUUCAUUUGUGCAAUACGAGUCUUUCUGACCCAGUGCCUUGCAUGGUCAAAUACUAAAGUGCACAAAUCAGUCAGCAUGCACAUGCAAAAGAAGAAAGUCAUGCAUGGAAAUGCACAUCUGCAACAGACUUUGUUUUUAUGUGAGUAACUGCUAAAGUUCAGUGUUCCACUGUUUAUUCACUUACUGCUCAGCCGAUGCAAGUUUCUUUUUCUCGGUGUUACACUUGAGAAACUGUAUUUUAAACUGCUGCUGCCUUUUUUUUAAAUGUGUGCUUUUGGAAACGGAUCGACUGCCAGCUCAGAGAUGUGUGCUCAGGUGAGAGAAAUGGUAAAUCUCAUAACUGUUGCAUGAGAGAGCGGCCUCCUGAAGUUAUCACAGAGGGGGACACUCCUGGCUUGUGUUUUUUUCCGGAUCACACUUGUCAUUUUCCUCACCCAAGACACGCCUCUGGAGCGUUUCAAAUUAGAAAAUAAAGGAUUUUCUCCGCCGACUAUGGCGGACAGGACUGAGUGCGGCACGGCAGACGGAUCUUGGGACAGUUUUUUUGUCGCAGGAGAGGCUACAUGAGGUUGUCAGAGGGCCGCACGCUUUUUGCCUUUUUUGCCGACUCCACCUUCCCACCUCCUCCUGUUCAAAUCUGUGAAGAAACGAAAUCUCCGACAGGGGAGGGGGACCGAUAUCUGCAGAGAGGAAUAAACCGAGAGAGGGAGGACUGAGAGUUCAACAUUGCUGUCCUCUCCCCUACCGUCCCCCAAGCGGUGGGGGAACGAUCAGAAACACUUCUUAAAACGGACUAGGAGACGCAAAUAAGGGACAUAUAUUUGCCCUCCUUGGAUCUGCAGCUAUUUUUUUUAUUAUUUCGUCAAAAAUAUGGCCGAUAAUGUCCUGGAGUCCGGCCCGCCUUCAGCCAAGAGGCCCAAGCUGUCCUCUCCAGCUCUCUCAGUGUCUGCCAGUGAUGGAAAUGAUUUUGGUUCACUCUUUGACCUAGAGCAUGACCUACCAGAUGAGCUUAUCAGUUCUUCGGACCUGGGACUGACCAAUGGAGGGGAUGCCAGCCAACUUCAUACCAGCCUUGGAGGGGUUGGAGGAGGGAUUGGUGUAGGAGGUGGCCAGGAUGCAGCUACAAAACACAAGCAGCUCUCUGAGCUACUGCGUGCUGGAGCACCAGCACAGCAGGGUGGUCCUACUUCCAAUAGUACACCACCCGCGGCUUCAAUGGGGAUGAUGGGGAGUGUCAGUGUCUCCACUGGUGGACCUCAAGGGAUGACCCCCCAGGGCCAGCAGCAGCCGGGACUAAUGCAGCAGGUUGGAAUGGUUGGAGGGGUGGCAGCGAUCAAUCGGGCAGCAGCCAUGAUGGGUGCCCAGAAGGGCAACACUGGACAGCAGCAACAAGGGCUGAUGGGGGGACAAGUAGUAAAUGGCUCGCCUAGAAUGGGUUACCCUGGCAGUGCCGGCAUGGGUAACAGUAGUAAUCUUCUGGCUGAAACCCUACAGCAGCAGCAAGGGGGUCAGCAAAUGGGAGCCGGGGGUCAGGCAGGGAUGAGACCACAGCAACCUGGAGCACUGAACAAGAUGAAUAUGAUGGCCAAUGCGGGCCCCUAUGGUGGUCCGUACGGCCAGUCUGCUGGCCAGGGACUGCCUGGAGCAGGGCUGGGCCCGCAGCUCCAGAAUAAGGCAGGUCUGCCCAACAACAUGGCUGCCCAGUUCAACAUGGACAAGAAGGCACCACCGGGUCAAGCUAUGCCUGGAAUGGCGCAGCAGCAGCAGCCUGGAGCUGUUGGCAGCGCGGCCAUCGGUGGAGCAGCAGCAGUGGGAGGGGCCCAGGUUGGAUUAAGUGCCGUAGGGGCAGGACACGGCGCGACGCCCCCUACUGCAGACCCCGAGAAGCGGAAACUGAUUCAACAGCAGCUGGUCCUCUUGCUCCACGCGCACAAGUGCCAACGGAGGGAGCAAGCCAACGGGGAAGUGCGGCAGUGCAACCUGCCCCACUGCCGCACCAUGAAGAACGUGCUCAACCACAUGACUCAUUGCCAGGCUGGCAAGUCCUGCCAGGUGGCGCACUGUGCCUCAUCCAGACAGAUCAUCUCGCAUUGGAAGAAUUGCACACGACACGACUGUCCUGUAUGCCUGCCACUGAAAAAUGCUGGAGACAAGAGGAACCAGCAGUCUCUUGUCAACAGUGCAGGGAUGGGUUUAGUGAACUCUUUAGGUUCUGCGGCGCCAGGUGGACAGUCCAACACCCCGAACCUGAACCCUCCCAACCAGAUUGACCCCAGCUCCAUAGAGAGGGCCUACGCUGCACUAGGCCUCACUUACCAGGGCAACCAGAUGCCACAGCAGUCACCACAGGCCAACAUGCCAAACCAAGGGCUGCAGGGGCAGGCUGGGAUGAGGACCGUAAACACCCUGGGAGGAAACUCUAUGGGAGUGAAUGGUGGAGUGGGGGUGCAGCCUCCUAACCAGCAGUCCGCUCUACUGCCAGACGCCAUGUUGCACAACAGCAUGAAUGCACAGAGUUUGAUGAAUGAUGGUGUAGGGAACCUGGGCUCCAUGCCCACAGCCACUCCACCUUCUGCUGCAGGCAUGAGGAAGUCUUGGCACGAAGACAUCACGCAGGACCUCCGUAACCACCUUGUCCACAAGCUUGUGCAGGCCAUCUUCCCCACUCCAGACCCAGCUGCACUAAAGGACCGGCGGAUGGAAAAUUUGGUGGCUUAUGCUCGGAAAGUAGAAGGGGACAUGUACGAGUCAGCCAACAGUAGGGCAGAGUACUACCACCUGCUGGCAGAGAAGAUCUACAAAAUCCAAAAGGAGCUGGAAGAAAAGAGGAGGACGCGGCUCCAGAAGCAGGGCAUGAUGCCUGGCCAGCCGGGCAUAGCUCCUUCAGGCCUCCCUCAGGGGCCUCCCAGCAUUGGACAGCCACCCAUGCCCCCAGGGCAACCCCCUAAUGGACCUCAUCCUGAUCCGUCCAUGGUAAGACCAACUGGGCCCAAUCAGAUGGCAAACAGGAUGCAGAACCCAGCAGGAAUGAACCAGUUUGGUCAGAUGGGGAUGGGUCAGAGGUCGACGCCCCCUCUUCCUCUUAACCCUCCAAUGAACCAGAUGGGUAUGGGAGCCCCAAGACUAGGUCAGCCCAAUGCCACACAGUUACAGAACCAGUACCUUCCUCCAGGACAGUUUCCCGGGUCCAGUCCUGGACUUGGUUCUGGUCCUGUUGGCAUGAACCAACCAGCAGCACAGACUGCCGUGCCACCGCAGAACCAGAUGUCAACGCCACCUUCCCUCCCAGCCAGCAGCCCUGCAGCACCCUCUGCCUCUUCAGCUCCAGGUCCUGGAGCACCUGGAGGCUGUAUGGGGUCUGCUAAUGCCAGUGGUGCUGGGCCUCUACCCAACCUGCCUCCAUCCUCCACCCAGCCUAACUCCUUCACUCACUGCCCACCAAUCCGAACAAACUCCCCGUCACCAGCACGCAGCUUAACGCCUCAACCCCAUCAAACACCGCCCAUGUUAGCUGGUUCUCAGACCCCGCAGCCACAGACCCCCAGCACACCCCAGCUUCCCCCUCCACAGCACCCACAGCAACAACAACAACAACAACAACCCUCACAGCAGCAGCUACCAUCAGGACAGGCGGGGAACUCUGAGAAAGCCAAUCAGCUUCCACAGCAGACGCUUGGGGGUGUGGCUUCCUCAGGCCCACCCGCAGGUCAAACGCCUUCGGUGCCGACCCAGAAUGCUCAUGUGCCAUUACAGCUACCGCAGACUCCACUGUCUCCGAAGCCUUCUGUGACAGCAGAUGGUCAGGUGUCCUCUCCAGCCUCGGUCACCAGCAGCACUGAUCCCAACUCCCAACUUCCCCCAGUAGAUGUCCCUGCUGCCAGCCAGGAAGACAUCAAAAUGGAGGUGAAGAAGCAGGAGGAGGAAGAUGAAGGGGCUGACACCCAAAGUGAGGGCAAGGGGAAGAUGGGCAAGGGUCAGUCUGACGUGAAAAUUGAGGAGAAACCAGAGAUAAAGAAGCCAUCUGGAGAUGGGUGUAAAGGCGAGCCCAUGGAUACAUCUUCAUCCUCUGUGCCAUCGUCGGUAGCAACGAGUGAAGACAAAAAGCCAGAGGUGAAGAAGGAGCCCAAAGAAGAAGAGGAGGGUUCAGGGUCAGCGUCCACCAACAGCUCCCCAGCCAGCGCUCAGAGCAAGAAGAAAAUCUUUAAACCGGAGGAGCUGCGUCAGGCUCUGAUGCCCACCCUGGAAGCUUUGUACCGGCAGGACCCUGAGUCCCUACCCUUCCGUCAGCCGGUGGACCCCCAGUUACUGGGAAUACCCGUACGUAUUCGAACUAGUAACAAAACUAACCUGGACUACUUUGACAUCGUGAAGAACCCUAUGGACCUGUCGACCAUCAAGCGGAAGCUGGACACGGGACAGUACCAAGAACCGUGGCAAUAUGUGGAGGAUAUCUGGUUGAUGUUCAACAACGCCUGGCUGUACAACCGAAAGACGUCCCGGGUCUACAAGUACUGCUCCAAGCUGGCCGAGGUGUUCGAGUCGGAGAUUGACCCCGUCAUGCAGGGCCUAGGGUACUGUUGUGGGAGGAAGUUUGAGUUUUCUCCCCAAACUCUAUGCUGCUAUGGAAAACAAUUAUGCACCAUCCAACGUGACGCUGCUUAUUUUAGCUACCAGAACAGUUCACCAAAAUAUGGGCUUCUUGCUGACAGGUACCACUUCUGUGAGAAGUGUUUCAACGAAAUCCAAGGCGAGAGUGUUUCCCUGGGGGAUGACCCCUCCCAGCCUCAGACGUCCAUCAACAAAGAUCAGUUCCAACGAAAAAAGAAUGACACACUUGACCCUGAGCUACUUGUGGAAUGUAUUGACUGCGGUCGUAAAAUGCACCAGAUCUGUGUCCUGCAUAAUGAAACCAUAUGGCCGUUAGGCUUUGUAUGCGACAACUGCCUCAAAAAGGCCAAUAAGACGCGGAAAGAGAACAAAUAUGCAGCCAAAAGGCUUCCUCAGACCAAGCUGGGGAGCUAUUUGGAGACACGAGUGAACGACUACCUCAAGCGGCAGAAUCACCCUGAGUCUGGCGAGGUCACCAUCCGUGUGGUCCACGUCUCAGACAAGGUGGUUGAGGUCAAGCCGGGUAUGAAGUCCAGGUUUGUGGACAAUGGAGAGAUGGCUGAGUCUUUUCCAUACAGGAUGAAAGCCCUGUUCGCAUUUGAGGACAUCGAUGGGGCAGAUGUAUGUUUUUUCGGCAUGCACGUUCAAGAGUACGGCUCGGACUGCCCACCUCCCAAUCAGAGACGAGUGUACAUUUCUUACCUGGACAGCGUGCACUUCUUCAAACCUCGACACCUCAGGACUACCAUCUACCAUGAGAUCCUUCUGGGAUACUUGGAGUAUGUCAAAAGGCAGGGGUUUACAACAGGACACAUCUGGGCCUGCCCUCCUAGUGAAGGGGAUGAUUACAUCUUCCACUGUCACCCAGCGGACCAGAAGAUUCCUAAGCCAAAACGCCUGCAGGAAUGGUACAAGAAGAUGCUGGACAAGGCGGUUGCUGAACGCAUUGUCCACGAUUACAAGGACAUCUUCAAGCAGGCUACAGAGGACCGGCUGACCAGUGCCAAGGAGCUGCCGUACUUUGAGGGUGACUUCUGGCCCAACGUGCUGGAGGAGAGUAUCAAGGAGCUGGAGCAGGAGGAGGAGGAGAGGAAGAGGGAGGAAAACAGUACCUCCAAUGAGAGCACAGAUGCCACAAAAGGAGACAGCAAAAAUGCCAAAAAGAAGAACAAUAAAAAGACGAGCAAGAACAAGAGCAGCUUAAGCCGAGCCAAUAAGAAGAAACCAGGGAUGCCCAAUGUUUCCAACGACCUUUCCCAGAAACUCUACGCCACCAUGGAGAAACAUAAAGAGGUCUUCUUCGUCAUCCGCCUCAUCGCCGGCCCCACCGCCAACUCGCUGCCUCCCAUCACUGACUCGGAUCCUCUCAUGGCUUGUGACCUGAUGGACGGUCGUGAUGCUUUUCUGACUCUGGCCAGGGACAAGCACUUAGAGUUCAGCUCUUUAAGGAGGUCCAAAUGGAGCUCCAUGUGUAUGUUGGUGGAGCUCCACAACCAGAGCCAGGACCGCUUUGUCUACACCUGCAAUGAGUGUAAACACCACGUUGAGACCCGCUUCCAUUGCACUGUGUGUGAGGACUAUGAUUUGUGCAUCACCUGCUACAACACUAAAGGUCACGAGCACAAGAUGGAUAAGCUGGGGCUUGGGCUGGAUGAUGAUAGCAACAACCAGGCAGCAGCAGCUACCCAGAGCCCUGGUGACUCUCGCCGCCUCAGUAUCCAGCGCUGCAUCCAGUCACUAGUCCACGCAUGCCAGUGCCGCAACGCCAACUGCUCUUUGCCAUCCUGCCAGAAGAUGAAGCGUGUUGUUCAGCACACAAAAGGUUGCAAGCGGAAGACGAACGGUGGCUGUCCCAUCUGCAAGCAGCUCAUUGCUCUGUGCUGCUACCACGCCAAACACUGUCAGGAGAACAAAUGUCCCGUCCCGUUCUGUCUGAACAUCAAGCAAAAGCUCCGGCAGCAGCAGCUGCAGCACAGACUCCAACAGGCCCAAAUGCUGAGGAGGAGAAUGGCCAGCAUGCAGAGGGUGGGGCAGCCACCUGGAGGGCAACCAGGAGGACCUGUGGUAGGACUUCCAUCUCCAGGAAACAAUGGUACCACAGCACCCAGUACCCCAACGUCUGGUGGAACUCAACCUCCAACUCCGCAGACCCCUACUCAAACAAUGCCUCCAGUUCCACAGCAGGGAAUGGGUCCUGGACCUGGAGUACAGCAGCAGCAACAGCCUGGAGGGAUGCCUCCUCAACAUGCCCUUCAUCACCAGUUCCCACAGAUGGCUGGUGGAAGUGGUGCGCCAGGAGGGAUAAUGAACUCUCCUCAACAUCAGCAGCAAAUGCUUCCUCAGGUCCAGCCACAACAGCAAAGUGGAACUGGGACCAACCCUCAGCAGCUCCAACAGCACCCCAACAGUUUGCCUCAAUAUGCCAGCAGACCACCAGGCUCCUCCCCAAUCCACCAGUCCCAGGGUAAACCUGUUGUUGGCUCUGCAACGCCUCCCCAGCAACAUUCUGGUGGCGCUGUCAUAGCUGGAAGUGUUGGGGGUCAACAGGCUCCCAGCCAGUCGCAGGGCCAGGCUUCACUUCCACAGCAGCAACAGCAGCCUCCUUCUGGCCCUCCACCGGCAGCAGUAGAAAUAGCUAUGAAGAUUCAGCAGGUGGCUGAUGCUCAAAGGAAGAUGGCUCUACAGAGACAAGCAGCCCAGGCAGCUGCAGGGUUGAUGCCUCCUCACCCCCACCACCAACAGGGUCAAGGUCAGCAGAUGGGCAUGGGACACCCAGGGGCGGUAGGGCUGGUUGGACAGGGGAUGCCACCACAGAACCAAGCAGCAGUGGCAGCCGCUCGCGUCCACAUGGAUCAACAGCAAGGUGCUCCUCCAGGGAUGAUGGUUGGUGCUGGUGGGCCCAUGCAGCAGAACCCUCAACAGGGCAGCCUGCCACAGGGCCAGCUCUCCACUCAGGUGCAGCUUCAGCAGCAGAGGAUGGGUGCUCCACUUCAGAACCCUCCACAGCAGCAACAGCAGUGGGCAGGCCAGGGGAUGCCACCCCAGCAGAGGCAAGCUAUGAUGAACCAAAUGGGCCAUCAAACCAUGAUGGCAACUCAACAUCAACAGCAGCAACACCAACAAGCUCAGGGCCAUGCUGCCUUGAUGAACAUGGCGCAGCAGCAGCAGCAGCAGGGUGCUGGCGGUGGGGUCACAGGAGGAGCUGUCCCUGGAGUUGCAGGGGUGGCUGCUGCUGGUGGAAACAUCCCCCAGGCAGCCCUGCAAGAGCUAUUAAGGACUCUUCGAUCGCCUAGCUCACCGCUCCAGCAACAGCAAGUCCUCAACAUCUUGCGGUCUAACCCACAGCUCAUGGCUGCUUUCAUUAAGCAAAGGGCCUCAAGAUACAAGGGGGGGCAGGGGGGCCCUCCUGGACCAGGAGGUCUCCCAGGCGGCGUCCCUGGAGGACCUGGUCCCACAGGGGGUCCUGUUGGAAAUGUGAUUCCAGGAGGGGGUCCACAGGUGAACAUGAAUGCUGCAGGUGCCGGCCAGCCAGGGAUGCACAUGGGGGGUCAGGGGGCGACAAAUGUCAACAUCGCCACAAUGGCUCAGCUCCAGCAACAGCAGCUACAGCAGCAGCAGCAGCAGCAGCUACAACAACAGCAGAGGCCAAUGCUCAGCGGUUUACAACAGCAGCAAGUUGCAGCUCUCCAACAGCAGCAGCAGCAACAACAAGGGGUAGGUAGAGGAAUGCAGGGCCAGGGGCCACAAAUGGGAAAUCUCAACGGCCCCCAGUUUAGAGAGCUGCUCAUGAGACGACAUCUUCAGCAGCAGCAGCAGCAACAACAGCAGCAGCAGCAAAUGGGAGUAAAUCACGUACAAUUCCAGCAGCCACAGCCACCUCAGGGCCAGGGAUUCAUGGGACAGCCAGGGAUGCAGCCUCCUGCAGUGGGACAGGGUCCACCUGGAGGUCCACCUCUUGGCCCUCAGCAACCAGGUGGCCCCCCAGGCCAGCAGGGCCAAGGUUACCCAGGAUCAGUGGCCCAACAGCAGGCCACAGCUGCACUCCAGCAGAGGCUCCAGCACCAGCACCACCUUCAGAUGCAGCAGCAGCAGCAGCAGAACACCCAUGCUGGCCUACCAGGGGGUGAUGCAGGGCCAGGUGGGGGGGGCGUAGGAGGUCCACAGCAGCCCCCUCAGGGCCCUCAGCCCACUCAGAGUGGACCCCCCCCUCCAUCCUCUCAGGCCCUGCUCCAACAGGCUCUUCACCAGAGACUGCUCCAGCAGCAGCAACAUCUGGGCCCUGGGGGGUCACCGGCUCAACACAGCAAUCCCAUGAGCCCUCAGCAGCCCCAGCAGAUGGCCCAGUCGCCGCACCCCCACCUGCAGGGCCAAGCGCUGCCCACGUCCCUCGCCAGUCAGGUGCGAUCCCCUCAGCCGUCGCCCAGACCCCAGUCCCAGCCGCCACACUCCAGUCCGUCCCCGCGCAUGCAGCCUCAGCCCUCCCCACAUCACAUCUCCCCCCAGAUGCAGACGGGUUCUCCACACCCAAGUCAUCUGAACCAGCAUCACCCAGGAAUCGUCCCUUCACAGCAGCAGCAGCAGCAGCCGGCGGCCCAGCAGCAACAGAACACUAUGGAGCAGUUUGGGUCAGACCAAAGCGCCAUGCUGUCUCAGCUGAGCAGCAUGGCCGGUCUACACGGGCCGGGGGGCAACGGUCAGGACCCGAUGGGCCAGAACAUAAAUCACAACCAUUUAGACAUCAUCUAGGACGUCUCUAUAAAGUGUCAAGAUGGGCUGAAACGCUCCGUGAUUCUUCGCACAAACUGCACUCACCCAGGACAGUGUUAUUGUUAUGACUUAGCCUUUCUUUUUUUAUACUUUAUUAAAUGUUAUUUAAAAUGUUUUCAAUAAAGAUGCAUUGAACUGAACUUCCUAUGGGAGAUGAACAAUAAAUCAAGCAGUUGUUAAAUGAAUUAGAAUAAAUGAAUUGUAAGUUAUUGCUGUUAAUAUAUUUUUUUGCCAAUUGUGGACAAAGAGGGGGACGGUGGUCUCUAGCACCCCUUUUAUCUCCACCUUUUGCAGAAGAGAAAGGUGAUAUUUUUGGGGUUUCCGGGGGUAAAUAGAAGUACUUGCCUUUUUUAAGAAAUGUUUUUAAUAUUUUAAAAGUGGUCGAGAAUUAAAGAAGAAAUGAUUUAAUGCAAAGAACUUUUUUUUGUUUGUGUUUUUUUUUUUUUUUUUAAUCCGUUUUGUUUGGCAUCAUUCAGUCUAUUUCUGUUUUGCAAAGUGAGGAUUAUUAAUGUAAAUCCAAACGUGAUGCAUAUCUUCCUUUUUAAAAUGUUUGCUUUAUUUAUUAUUUUCUUUCGGGCUGGGGUGGGGGUGUUGUGUACCUUGAGACUGCUACAAUUCGUAUAGAAAUCUAUUUUUGUUAUCGACUGUUAAGAUUGACUCUAGAUGUCUUUAGUUGUCCAGGUGGGAAUAAUGUCAGUGUUUUAUUGCAGUGUGGAGCAGGCAUCAUAUCUGACAUCCUGGCCAGCUUCUGUAUUGGACAUCGGUCAUGCUGGAAGGGACUCUCUCCCCCCACGCAAACAUGCAAGCCCUCUCCCUCGAAUGUGUGUGCACUCCUUCCUUUAAAAGACACUUGAUAUGGCGCAGCGGAGGCUUGGGGAGGGGGGGUGCAUACCUGUGUGCCUGAAACAUUUUGAGUACAUGGUCCAGGGUGUGAAAUGUGGGUGGGGUGGGGCUCCUUUUAGUGUUUUUUUUUUUUUAGGAUUCUACUGUUUGGAGUAAACAGAGGAUAAUGAUCCAAAUGAACUGUGUUGCACAGAAAUGAGGUGAAAGAUAUGAGCAGUCGGUCUCCGUCUCUUUCUGCCUCGUCCCCUUUGCUGCUUCCCUUGGACUUUAAAUCCCGCUCCUCCUCCUUCUCCACCCCCAUCUUUGGGGGAUGUUUAGCUCCCUCCCCUUAAACUCCAUCCUCUUUAUCUUUCUGCUACGAACUUUGGGAGUUUAAUUUAAUAUUUUUUACUGUACAAAGGAAACACAAACUGUGGACUCAAAUACUGUUUUUUAUAAUAAAAUUAAAAUUACCAAUA